GGGCUCGGAAGAUGGCUGCUGGGCCGAGCACUGGGCAGUGGGUGCGGCGGUGGCGGCGGGUGGGGAGCGCGGCGGACGGGGGCUCCGCCUCUCGCGUGGGGCGCUGAGCAGAGGCGCGGAGGCGGCGAGGGCGCGCUGGGGGAUUGGGGGGCCGCUCGGCGCCGCCUCCCCGCCACAUCAUGGGCAGCGCGGAGGACGCAGUCAAAGAGAAACUGCUGUGGAACGUGAAAAAGGAGGUGAAGCAAAUCAUGGAAGAGGCUGUCACCAGGAAGUUUGUGCAUGAAGAUAGCAGCCACAUCAUUGCUCUGUGUGGUGCGGUGGAGGCUUGCCUCUUGCAUCAGUUGAGACGCCGUGCUGCUGGCUUCUUGCGCAGUGACAAGAUGGCAGCCCUGUUCACCAAGGUGGGGAAGACGUGUCCGGUGGCUGGGGAGAUUUGCCACAAAGUACAGGAGCUGCAGCAACAAGUAGAGGGCAGGAAACCCUCAGGGGGCAGCCAGGAGGCCCUGCGGAGACAGGGCUCGACCAGCGGGAAGACCCCUGCCCUCAGCCCACAGGCCUUGAAACACAUAUGGGUACGCACAGCACUUAUCGAGAAAGUUCUGGACAGAAUUGUGCAGUACCUGUCGGAAAACUGCAGCAAGUACUACGAGAAGGAGGCGUUGCUGGCAGACCGUGUGUUUGGCCCGAUCCUGGCCUCUCUUCUCGUGGGACCCUGUGCCUUGGAAUACACUAAGCUCAAGACAGCUGAUCACUACUGGACUGACCCGUCUGCUGAUGAGCUGGUCCAGAGGCACCGUAUCCGGGGUCCUCCUAGUCGGCAGGACUCCCCUGCAAAGCGCCCAGCCCUAGGGAUCCGGAAGCGGCACUCAAGUGGCAGUGCAUCAGAGGACAGGCUAGCUGCCUGCGCCCGUGAAUAUGUGGAGUCUCUGCACCAGAACUCAAGAACACGACUGCUCUACGGCAAGAACAAUGUGCUGGUACAGCCGAAGGAGGACAUGGAGGCUGUCCCUGGCUACCUCUCCCUGCACCAGUCUGCAGAGAGCCUAACUCUGAAGUGGACCCCCAACCAGCUCAUGAAUGGGACUCUGGGGGACUCCGAGCUGGAAAAGAGCGUUUACUGGGACUAUGCCCUGGUGGUACCCUUCAGUCAGAUUGUCUGUAUCCACUGCCACCAGCAAAAAAACGGUGGCACACUCGUGCUGGUGAGCCAGGAUGGCAUCCAGAGGCCGCCGCUGCACUUCCCACAGGGAGGACACCUGCUGUCCUUUCUGUCCUGUCUGGAGAAUGGGCUGCUGCCUCGAGGACAGCUAGAGCCCCCGCUGUGGACCCAGCAGGGGAAGGGGAAGGUGUUCCCCAAGCUACGGAAACGAAGCAGCCUGCGGUCUGUGGACGUGGAAGAGAUGGGCAUGGGGCCAGCCACAGACUAUGUGUUCCGGAUCAUCUACCCUGGGCACAGGCACGAGCACAUCACUAUUAACUACCACCACCUAGCGGCCAGCCGCGCGGCCUCGGUGGACGAUGAUGAGGAAGAGGAGGAUAAACUACACGCGAUGCUCUCAAUGAUCUGCUCGCGGAACCUCACAGCUCCCAAUCCGAUGAAAGAUGCUGGUGACAUGAUCGAGAUGCAGGGCUUUGGGCCCAGCCUGCCAGCCUGGCACCUAGAGCCCCUGUGUGGCCAGGGCUCCUCCUGUCUCUCCUGCUCCUCCAGCAGCUCCCCAUACACAACCCCCAGCUACUGCAGCUGUGUCCCCGACCGGUUGCCCCUCAGGCUACUGUGUGAAAGCAUGAAGAGGCAGAUUGUGUCCCGGGCCUUCUAUGGCUGGCUGGCAUACUGCCGCCACCUGUCCACAGUGCGGACCCACCUGUCAGCGCUGGUGCAUCACAACAUCAUCCCGCCCGAUCGGCCCCCUGGGGCCUCAGGCGGCCUCACCAAGGAUGUGUGGAGCAAGUAUCAGAAAGACAAAAAGAACUACAAGGAGCUGGAGCUGCUGCGGCAAGUUUACUACGGAGGUGUGGAGCACGAGAUCCGCAAGGACGUCUGGCCCUUUCUGCUUGGCCACUACAAGUUCGGCAUGAGCAAGAAAGAGAUGGAGCAGGUGGAUGCAGUGGUGGCAGCAAGGUACCAGCAGGUGUUGGCAGACUGGAAGGCCUGCGAGGUGGUGGUGAGGCAACGCGAGCGGGAUGCUCAUCCAGCCACACUCACCAAGUUUUCCUCGGGCAGCAGCAUCGACAGCCACGUGCAGCGCCUCAUCCACCGAGAUUCCACCAUCAGCAACGAUGUAUUUAUCUCUGUGGAUGAUCUGGAACCACCUGGGCUCCAGGGCCCUGAAGAUUCCACAACAAAGCCCGAGCAGGAGCCAGGAGCCGGGACUCAGGGCACCGCUAUGGUGGAGCAGCAGCAGUCAGUGGAGUUCGACUCUCCAGACUCCGGACUGCCAUCCUCUCGCAAUUACUCCGUGGCCUCGGGCAUCCAGUCGAGCCUAGAUGAGGGGCAGAAUGUGGGCUUCGAAGAGGAGGACGGCGGUGGGGAGGAAGGGUCCCAUCAGUCAGUCCCUGCAGCCCACACUUUCUCCGAGCCCCAAGAUCCCAGCCAGGAGAAGGCUUCUCAGGCCAGAGAGCUGGAGGCAGGAGAGGAGCUUGCGGCUGUGUGUGCCGCUGCCUACACUAUAGAAUUACUGGACACCGUGGCCUUAAAUCUGCACCGCAUAGACAAGGAUGUGCAGAGAUGUGACCGGAACUACUGGUACUUCACACCCUGCAACCUCGAGAGGCUCAGAGACGUCAUGUGCAGCUACGUGUGGGAGCACUUGGACGUGGGCUACGUGCAGGGCAUGUGUGAUCUGCUGGCACCUCUCCUGGUCGUCCUCGACAAUGAUCAGCUGGCCUACAGCUGCUUCAGCCACCUCAUGAAGAGGAUGAGCCAGAACUUCCCCAAUGGGGGUGCCAUGGACACCCACUUUGCCAAUAUGCGCUCCCUCAUCCAGAUCCUGGACUCAGAGCUGUUUGAACUGAUGCAUCAGAAUGGAGACUACACUCACUUCUACUUCUGUUACCGCUGGUUCCUGCUGGAUUUUAAGAGAGAGCUGCUGUAUGAGGAUGUGUUUGCUGUGUGGGAGGUGAUCUGGGCGGCCAAGCACAUCUCAUCAGAGCACUUUGUCCUGUUCAUCGCCCUUGCCCUGGUGGAGGCCUACCGAGAGAUUAUCCGUGACAACAACAUGGACUUCACUGACAUCAUCAAAUUCUUCAAUGGGACUGGGGGACAGAGUAAGGGAGAGCAAGACACACUUAGCAGCAGCCUCAGGGCCCAUGGUACCUCAAAGCAUCUCUCCACAUCAGCCAACCCACAGGGGACAAGUCUGCAGCGACCAGGGGCCCAGUCUGACAAGGCUGUUGGAGACCACGCCUGCAUCCUGGUCCAGACCUCUGCCCAGUGGGACCCAGCAUCCUGGGAAACGUGGACUCUUAGGCAGGCACUGUCGAAGGCAAGCACAGAUCCAGGUCAGCCCCACCCAAGCACAGGGGACCCUUCCCCACGCCUCACAUCAACUCUCUCCCGAGAGGCCUUGCUGCCUCUUGCCCCCUUCCCUGCAGCUUCUCCACUUCCCCGGUCAGACCCAAGGCCACCACCAUUCAUACUCUCUGUUCAGUCACCAAUGCCACAAGCUACCUCCUUGGAACCCUUUCCCCAAAAAACCCCAAACAAUCCUACGCUUGCUUCUAGCUCACCAUUCACUUGUCUCCUUGGUAACUUCAACAUCCUUGGAGAAUGACUCACUAGACUUUGUGACCCCACCCCUCCCUGUUUCAUCUCCAUCUCCUCCCCAACACCUGCUGGCUCCGCACCUCCUCUCUGACCUCCUGGGCUAUCCCCCAGUGUGCCCGUAUGUGCUGCCUCUCGAUAAUGCUCUACUUAUACACUGUACCCCACCUCUCCUCCCAACCACCCUGCCCACAGCCCUUAGACUUCCUUCCCAGGCUGCUGAACAUUCCCCUUUUCCCACACCUAUACUUGAGCUAAUCAAUGAAACAUGGCUCUUGGGGUGCUCAAAAGCACCCACUAACUCCAACUGAGCAAUCCCGGAGAGGCUUCAGUCCUUCACUAAGGUUUUAGGUUGGCCCUCCUCCCGUGGCGAUGAUACCACACCCUUCACUGAGAACAUCAGGAGGGAGCUCCCUGAUUCAUGGCACCACUUCCAGGAUCAUUGGCAAUCUUCCAUCUCUUAGGAGUCGACCCCCGGCAUAGGAACAGGUACCAUGCCUUCCACACUGUGGCACUGCUCCCCUGUCUAAGGGGCUCCAGUUUCCCUUUGCACAAAGCCUACUAGCAGCUCUAAAAGGCCAGCAUGUGUCCCAUUUCUCAGUUCCCUUCUACACCAAAAGUCUUUUCCGUGCCCCCAUGAACUCCUGACCUGACCCAUUUUUCUGUUAGAAAGACAGUAGGAAAGACCUCCUCUCCCCCUUACACACACACACACCACAUUGGCUUCUCACCUGGCUCUACCCCUCAGAGGCCAAGGCUGGAUGUGACAUCAAAUGAGGCCACAUCAACAACGGGCCCAUGGUUGAGUCAGCCCUCACUUCACAGCUGGGUGCUGGAAGUGGCCAUCCUGAACUCUACCCACUUUUGGGGUGGCUAGACUUUGGGGCCAGGGAGUGUCAUGGGUCAAAACUUCCUCUUCUCACCUAAUCCAGUUCUCCACAGGCCUAGGACCCCUACAGUUUCUCCAGGUUCUAACUUUAGUCCACAACUGCUUCAUUUUAAACCCAUUUCCUUCCUGUGACUGGAUGUAUGGUUUGAUACCUGUCUACUCUUCUUCCUGUCCACUUCACUGUGGCUUUCUUCAAAUCCUGUAUCACCUCCAGGCUGCUCUAGAGUCUGGCCAGGGGCUACGACCUUCCCAUGGCUGCCUGCUCUCAGCAUACAACCAAAGCCCUCAGUCCACAUUGUCCCACUGGCCUCUCCAGGACCAAGUUUUGACUCUCCUCUUGUGCCUGCUGUCCCCUAUCUCUGCAUGGCAACCACCCUAACCAACUUUUUGUUUGUCUUUUAUGUUUUUAUUUUUCAGAUGGGGUCUCACUAUGUUGGCCAUGCUGGUCUCAAACUCCUGGGCCCAAGCAUUCUUCCCACCUUAACCUCCUAAGUGGCUAAGACUACA
Molecule: messenger RNA, 5156 nt
Organism: Lemur catta (Ring-tailed lemur)
Lineage: Eukaryota; Metazoa; Chordata; Mammalia; Primates; Lemuridae
Gene: SGSM2
Product: small G protein signaling modulator 2
Exons: 24
Coding region: 180-3770 (1196 amino acids)
Molecular function (GO): GTPase activator activity
Source: RefSeq, a predicted model, not a curated record